This is a messenger RNA of Rosa rugosa (rugosa rose), 3967 nucleotides long. RefSeq names its product protein MAIN-LIKE 2. The record is from RefSeq and is a predicted model, not a curated record. NCBI's taxonomy places the organism in Eukaryota, Viridiplantae, Streptophyta, Magnoliopsida, Rosales, Rosaceae. The transcript has 6 exons. Gene Ontology annotation, biological process: meristem maintenance; meristem development. Bases 1522 to 3732 code for a protein of 736 amino acids.
UUCUCUCUCUCUCUCUCUCUCUCUUCUUUUAUCACAACCCGCGCCCCUCUCUGUCUCUCUCUCUCUCUCUAGAGCUCUCCGUUCGGUUUCCGACCAAGAAUUGAGCACCAAAACGAACCGUUUCGUUAGCUUUCGCUUCUCAACACCGCCAUUGUUUUAGCCUCCACUUGAAUUUCAGAGUAAAGCCAAAAACGAACCGAAGGGAUUACUUACUGACUCUGAAUUUUCAAUUAGGGGUUUUGAUUUUGGGUGCUGGGGUUACUUGUGUGUUUGCGGUAGCUUAAUUUUGUGGAUUUCCAAUGAAAAUGAGUAGCGGGUUGAGCUCUGAAUACUUGUGAUUGUGGAUUUCUGAUUAGGGUUUUCGUUUUGAGCUUCAAGCUUUUCCCCAUUUGUUUUGAUGGACAAAUGGAGAUGAGAGUUUGUUUAGGAUAAUAUAUAUGUGGUGAAGGUAGAUGAAGAUGAUCAAGUGGAAUUUUAGGGAUAAGUGCAUCUUGUAUUGGUUUCUGGAUAAGUGCAUCUUUUGAUGAAUUUCAAUAAAGGAAGCAUGUUUUAGUGGUUUUGUUUCUAUCCCCUUGUUCGUGAGAAGCAAGUAAUUCAAGAAGAUGAACAAGUAGAUUCUGUUUGGAUUGAGGAAAACACAAGUGAAGUGAAAGGAUAAUGUUUGAAAGAGGUUCAGUAGUUCAUGAACUUGAGGACUUAGUGUAGCAUUUUUCUUCUUACUUGCUGCGGAAGACUAAGUGAACUCUCUGUUCAAUUUCUGUUGACUAAUUUGGGGGCGUGGAGAUUUUCUGGAUUUCUUCAUUUAAUUUAUAGUGCCAAUGUGAAAGAAAGGGAAAUCUAUCUUGUAUUACCCAUCACAUUUUAUUACUUUAAAGAGAUAAAGAAUAUCAGUUCACCUAGCGUUAUUUGUUUGAAAAAUGUUAAAGUAUAGCGUAAUCUUCGUUGUUCUCAUGGAACUUUUUCGUAACUUCAAGAAUUAAGUCCAUUCUAUGUAAUGGGAAGUGUUUUUGGAGGGACAAGUUAUGCUCCAGGCUAUAUUUGUUUCUAUGAUGAAUUCCAUUCAUUUAUGUUCCUCUUGAGGAAAUGUGAUGUUGUUCCUUGAGUCUCUUACAAUUUGGUUUCUGUAAAACAUGAGAAAGAAAGGAAGAUGCUUGAGACUGAUUUAAAGACACACUAGGAAAGCUAUUGUCAAAUGAUAUCUUUGUUCUUUCAUGUCUGUAAUGAAUUAAUGUUUCCCAAUAAAAGUGUUUAGUAUUCAUUUUAUAAGCAGAACUUGUGUAUCGGUCUGCAUUUGUGUCAUGUUAUGAAAAUUAUUGGGAUUAAUUAUAGUAUGAAAAAGAGACGAGUUUUAAUAUUAGAAUUGGUCGAGUCAGAAUCAACUGAAGUUGCAGACUUUUCCUUCUCGAAUCAUCUUUAAAUUCUAGUAUAGGACAUAUUGGAAAGCACCAGAUGCAAGUCAAGCUGACUAGAGCUAAAGCUCAUACAUUGUGGAUUUGAUAUAGUUUUAUGUCAGCGUAAGUAAUGGAGGAACUAUCAAUGGUAGACCCUUAUGGGACAAAUCCUGGACCAAUUGAUGGUUCGGUGCUUUAUGAUCAGGAGAAGCAUGUCUCCUCAGCUGUUUGGGAUGGACAGGAGCGUGGUGCACUUAGAUGCCAUGAACACACGUCAAAGCUCGAUCAAUGGACUCUAACGGAAACACAGUUGGAGUUGGUAGAGAAGGCUGGAUUUGGUUAUUUAAGAUUGAUUCCUGCUAUUAGUCUGGACAACCCACUGAUUUCGGCACUAGUUGAAAGAUGGAGGAGGGAAACCAACACUUUUCACCUGAAUGUUGGAGAAAUGACAGUAACCCUGAAGGAUGUUGCACUAUUGCUUGGACUAUCAAUUGAUGGAGACCCUGUAAUGGGUGUAACAUAUACCACCUGUAACUCAGUUUGUGAAAAAUUUCUUGGAAAAACACCAGAGUCUAGUUAUAUUAGUGGUGGAAUGGUAAAGCUAAGCUGGUUGAAAGAGUUCUUUUCGCGUUGUCCUGAAGAUGCUCCACUUGAAGUGAUUGAGUACCACACACGUGCCUACCUCUUAUAUCUUGUUGGAAGUACAAUAUUUUCCACUACCACUGGGAAUAAAGUCCCUGUCAUGUACCUUCCAUUGUUUGGAGAUUUAGACCAAUGUGGGAAAUAUGCCUGGGGAGCAGCAGCCUUGGCAUUUUUGUACAGGGCACUUGGCAAUGCCUCUCUGAGAUCUCAAAGUACGAUUAGUGGUUGUUUGACACUUCUUCAGUGCUGGAGUUACUUUCACCUGAAUAUUGGACGACCAAAGCUCAAUCAAGAUUCAAUGCAUAAUCGUUGUCCUUUUGUGCUUAGCUGGAAAGGAAAACAAAGUGGGCCCACAACAAACCGAGAUGUAGUUUUUUACCGUAAAGUUCUGGAUUCCCUGAAAGAAUGCGAUGUGGAGUGGCGUCCUUAUAGACAUCUGGACAGUAGUGUUAUCCCAAAAGAAAUAACGAGUAAUCUGAUUCUAGGAAGGUCGAAAACAAUGCUAAUUUGCUUUGACAAAGCAGAAAGGCAUCUCCCAAAUCGUUGUCUAAGGCAAUUUGGCAUUCCCCAGUCAAUCCCAGAGGAUGUAGAGCGAUGGGAGCGAAAAAGUCGCGGAGUUGAUGGUGGGGUUGAUUUGUCAGCGAAAAUGGAGUCAGAGCUUAAUGAAUGGUUCGAACGUCGGUUCCAUAUUGUGGAAGAGGAUGAUGAUGCAGAUGAAAAUGAGUACAUGCAGUGGUACCUGAAAAUUACACGUAAAUUUGUUGGGAGGCCUAUCUCUCUCUCAUCUGAGUUUCAAAGAACGAAUGCUGGUUUGAGAGAUAUUGCACACAUAGCUGAUACAUUCUCAACAAAGGGUUUGGAUCCUGAACAAGUUGAGUUAAUAUCUAGGAUCAGGUAUAUUGCCCAUGAAUGUUUGAGGGACCAGAUUGGUGGUCCAGCCAGAGUGUCGCCCUCCCCACACAAUGAACUUGGCAAAAGGAUAAGAGGGAAGGAGAGGGUAAGAAGAAAAGGUGCAGGAAAACGUUUGCGGAAGGAUCAUCCAGUACAAUAUCACACUGCUAGUGAAGGUGAUCAAUCUCCGUUUUCUGGUGCCACCGUUGCUGUUGAUCGAUUACAAUCGUAUCAUGCACAUAGGGAGGAGGAUCAUUUGCCAUUAUAUCCUGUUGAAAAUGAGGUCACUGCUUUGCAUAUGAUCAGUGGGGAUGAUGACAUUGGUUUCGAUCAGUCGGAGCUGGUCCAGGUGACUGGUGAGGAAAGUAACACUGAGCUAAGCCAUGCAGUUGUGAAGGUUGAUGAAACCCACCUUUUUGAAGCAACUGAAAAGAUAAACGACUCACAAAUUUGUAAUGCAAUGAACGAGGUCAAGGACUUCCGAAUUAGUACCAAGGUUGAUUCUCAGAUUUGUAAUGCAACGACGGUCAUUGACUCACAGCUCUGCGAUGCACCGGAGGAGGUUAUCAACUCACAGAUUUGCAAUGCAGAGCAGGAGGUUGACGAUUCACAUGCUUGUGAUGCAACACAGGAGGCUACCGACUCUCGUCUUUCUGCAGCAUCUGAAAAGGUUGAUGACUCCGAGCUUCCUGAACUUACCACUGAAAGUGAUCGACAAACGGCUAAAUUGGAAACAGAGGUUCCAGAGUCUUCUCUUGAGAUUCCUCAGGAUAUUGCAAACCAGAGUAACUAUAGUGUUGUAGUAUAAAGUACUGGUGCUAUCAUGAAAUUUUGCUGAGGUAAUCAUUCUAUAUGAUUUAGAAGAUGCUGACUAACAUUGUUUACAAUUGUAUGUUCAAUCAUAUUUUGAUUAUUCAGGCCUUGCAUAAUACAUUCUUAUUAUUUUUGAUUGCGAGAUUAGCAAUCAAAUACUCAUCACUAUGUAUAUAUGGCUGUAAUUUUUGGCUAGUUGAUGAUAAGAUGCUUUGUUUUUGUGCUGAUCA